AGAAGACAGGUUCGGACACCCUUAUUCGGACCAACAGCCGUAGACUAUUAGAUGGACCCGUGAACCAAUCAGAUAAGCGUUAAUUGUGAUUUUUUUUUCCCUUCAAUUUUUCACUCACCCCACGAUUUUCCCAGACUCUGAGGCCUGCGUCUCACAAGGCAUGCAAAACCACGGUGCCACUCGUACUCGAGUACAGUGCCCAUGCCGGUACAGUGCCUACACCGCCAUAUCAUACCUGGUUGCCGGCCAGUCCAACCUGAUAUCGUCCAUCCAUCCGACACAGGAACAAAAUUUCUCUGCGUGAACUUUGUUUCCCGUUAAUUUACUUCAACCCAUUCCUUCCCUCCUGCCAAACUCCAGAGGCUUUUUUUGCCACCUACCCGCCUAUCCUUCAAGGCCGAGAAAAUAAAAAAAGAAUUCAUUGAUAAUUCGUCCCUCUUUUAGGCUUCGUUUAAACCUAAUAACUGGGCUAUUGGCAGCGCCUGAGACAAGGGAAAGAAAAAAAAGAAAAAAAAAGAGAGACCGUUUUCACUCCCUUUCCACUCCAAAUUUAUACCUUUUCCAGUCUACCAUAUUCUGCCUUACCGGUAUCUGCGCUAUCCUAUUCCCCUGGAGGUCGAUAUCGGAUUCCUGAAGUGUCCGUCGGCUCCACGUCGCGACUGUUUCAUCUCUCCGGUCACAAUCUGAACGAAUCUAAACCUUCCGAUAUCCCGUUUUCCCCCGAUCCUCGUCUAGACAACAGCCGCGCUAGACUACAUACUCUGCUCCUCCGCCUUCCUCUCUCUCGCUACCGGCACCGUAACCCCUCCCCCACACACCUACCUUGCCUUCGCAACUCGGCAUCUUUCGUUUCCUGAACGCACUCCCGGAACUGAUACCACUUUCUCAGGAUCCAUAACACAACCGAAAACGACAUCGGGCGAACGGGGUGUAUUUCUGGACAUUUAAGUAGGAAGGAAAAAAAAAAAAAUCCGCCGGGAGCUGGGAAGGAAGGAAGGGUAGAAGUCAGAUAGUCGAGAAAAGGAGCCAUGCCCACCAACAGACCCUUUCUAGCAAAUCUGUUGGUAGCGUUCCGGGCACACAGCGCUACGGCAAAGGGCUCUUCCAACAAUACAUCGUCGUCCUCACCCUCAUCAAAGCCCUCUGCGGGACCAAAAACCCCGGCUGCGACAAGCAGUUCAACGGCCGCCCCUUCCUCAACUACUGCCAUGGCUACCACCACUGUCCACGCGAACAGCAGCCAGCAGCAGCAACCUACCAACUUCACCUCUUCGAGACAACGAAGGAGCUCAUCAAGCUCAACGGAGGGUUUUGUGGAGCCUCCUUCGGGCGAGAAGUGGUGGAUAGGUGGCCGGAAUUCGGAUGGUCAAGAACGGUUUUACCGAUUGCAGCCAGUGUAUGUUAGCCUCCUUUCCUGGUAAGAGAUUUAAGGCUCACGGCUGUGUUUGAUAGGCGGAGACAGAGAUCUUGUGACCGAUUGUCGCUGGAUCGUUUGUCUAUUUAGAUAUUCUCUUCUACAUUUAUUUAUCCUACGACAGCUACAAAUCGCCUGGGUUCUGCUUUAGUAGUAUUCGGUGCCUCCACGGUUCGUCGGCUUUGAAUAGGGUUGGCACGAGAUCCACGGCGUGCACGGCGAGAGAUCGUGUCACUUUUGAGUUGCUGGCUAUUCUUUUCCUCCCGGGUUUCGUUACUAUUGAAUUUCUUCUCACGAAACCUUGCUCUUUGUCUAUAGCUCUUGGUAUUCGGCUGUACUUUUCUUUUCUUCUUUUUCUUUGAUAUUACUGUUCCUGCUUGAGCGCUUUCAUUUCUGGCAUUUCUGGAAUCAGGUUGGGUGCACAGAGGGGACUUGGGUUGGGAUAUACUUGAACUUGGUCUGAUGGGACCUUGAAAUUGUUAUGGUGAGUUAAAUAAACUCAUAAACCAAUACAUUUCAGAAGGCUUGAAUAUUGAACCUGGGGAACAUCAAUAGAACACAGCGGGCACUUAUUUCAGUCGCACGUCAGGCGCCCGAAGAGUUUUCCCGAUUUCCUCCAGGCUCUUUUUGGGUUUUGUUCAUACGCUAUAUUUAAAAUUGACAAGUGUAUUCACGAAAGAGAAAGAAUCGAGCGACAAGCUCAAAGGCGCCUACGGAGGCUGUGAUGAUUAUAAUGCAGUAGAAGGCUUGGAGCGGGGAAAGGCGCUUGCAAUACUGGUACGGUAGCGAUGAUGGUGUGAGGUGUUUCCCCACUUUUGAGAGUGGGUGUAGGCUGCAAUCCGCUUUUCGUGAGCCAGCUGAAGAGAUUCGGAUGAUCUCUUCCUGCGAGGAACCCGCUUGGGAAGUCACAAGCUAUUCGGCAUGCGGUAUGAAGGGGAGAAAAGAAAUGUAGAUACCGCAGGAUUGGAAAGUGGAAUCCUAAGUAAUGGAGAUCGGGAAGAGUGUUUGAAGGUGAAUCGGCCUUUACGGCAGAUUUUUCACACCACUGGCAGCCUAAUGGAUAGAGGAGUGGCUCUGCGACUCAUCCACGCGCCGUCCCUUGCCAUUGUCCUGCAUAUCACAGUCCCGCUAUUCGCUUGUAUUGGAAUUGUUGCGCAGUAUAUUGCCGCAGGUUAUGGUGUCGUAGGGGGUAGAUGAGGGUAUUUGUGUGCGGUACCAUAGGGUAAGAGCCUUGGAGCUUCUGGUGAGUGAGUUUUGGGGUAAGGAAAGGAAGGUCCUAGGGUUAGAAAACGUUGUAUAAUGUCAUGCCAUGGAUGAUUUGAUGGACCGAGAGAGUAUCAUAGUAUUACGACAUUAGUAAUGGCACAAGCAUGAUAAUAUUAUGGGAGAAAAUGGUGGAAAGGGUCAGAUGUCGGAGAUGCCUGCGUAUGU
Molecule: messenger RNA, 2845 nt
Organism: Tuber aestivum (summer truffle)
Lineage: Eukaryota; Fungi; Ascomycota; Pezizomycetes; Pezizales; Tuberaceae
Source: the annotation of a GenBank genome assembly